AUGGGAUCGCGUGAGGGAGAGACGAGUUACCAACCAACUGAGGAAAUAGUAACGACUCAUGAAGAGAGGGAGGAAAAAGAAGGUCAGGAAAGAGAAGCUAAGCGGAUGGAAGAGGCAAUCUCCGCCACUAAAUCGUCAACAUCAACCCCUGUCCUGCUUGGGCAAGAAUUCUUUGAGCACAUGGAAAGGAUGCCUGAGGAUAGAGCAGCAAACUUAGCACAACAAAAUGAGUUUUUCAGUCGUUUGAUACGUGAGAAUAAUGGAGGUAUCAGAAAUGGAGGGCCAAAAGGAGUGAGUCUUACGGAAUUCCUACAAACCAAUCCACUGACUUUUGCUACCGCACCAGAACCUAUGGAUGCGGAUGAUUGGUUGAGGGACACUGAGCGGAAAUUAAAUACAGUUCGGUGUAAUGAUGAAGAGAAGGUUAGAUAUGCCACCUAUCUACUAUCAGGACUAGCAGCGUUAUGGUGGGAUAACAUGAUUCUAAUUCAACCUUCGGGACAUGUUUUCACGUGGGAUGAGUUUAAGAAGAAGUUCCGAGAAGCCCAGGUUCCUGAAAGUAUCAUGGAACUAAAGAGAAGAGAGUUCGAGACCUUGAAGCAGAAUGACUUGUCGGUAUGGAAAUAUCUAGUAGAGUUUGAUCGUUUAUCACGUUAUGCAGCAGAGGAUGUAAACACAGAGGAGAAAAGGAUAAAAAAGUUCUUAAAAGGGAUGAAUCCAUUCCUGAAAAUGCAGUUGAAUCUAACCAAAUGCACAAGGUUCCACGAGCUAGUGGAUACUGCACUUACUUUGGAGAAUGAUUAUGAAGAAGUGCAGAAUGAAAGAAAACGGAAGGCAAGGUUGGAACCACAACCAAUUCAGAUACAACAAACUCAGUCAGAGAUGAAUUUCCAAACUAGAGAUGAGACAAUCACACCAUUUUAUAGUCAAGUUCGAUGCCAUAACUGUGCAAGAAAAGGUCACUAUGCCAAGGAUUGCCCGCAAUAG
Lolium perenne is the source of this 987-nucleotide messenger RNA. RefSeq lists its product as uncharacterized. Lineage: Eukaryota; Viridiplantae; Streptophyta; Magnoliopsida; Poales; Poaceae. Gene Ontology annotation, molecular function: zinc ion binding; nucleic acid binding. The record is from RefSeq and is a predicted model, not a curated record.